Molecule: messenger RNA, 462 nt
Organism: Paramecium primaurelia
Lineage: Eukaryota; Ciliophora; Oligohymenophorea; Peniculida; Parameciidae
Source: the annotation of a GenBank genome assembly
AUGGAGUUCUGUAAUGUUUAUAUNCAAUAAUUUCUUAAAGGAAAGAAUUUUGCCUUUGAAAUUCCAAUACCAAUAUCUGUAGCUGAUGAAUAUGAAAGUAUAAGACAAUAAAGUUCUGUUCCAAAAAUAUAGUAAUUAAAAUAAACUUAAACUGCUACUUUAAUAAAAUUAUCAACCUUAAAGUUACAUCCUACUAAAACCAAAUAGCCAAUCAUUAAAUUAAAUGAUUUUUAAAAGAAACUUCCAUUAGAGGAAAUGAUUAGAUAACGUUUAGAAAUGAAAUUUGAAAUUCCAACCACUUUUACAGAGACAAUAAGGAACAGAAAAUUCUCUAGUAAUUUAGAAUUAAUAAGAUUAACACAUGAAAGAGAUGGAAUUGCUUUGAGUGUAGAACAUUAAAAAAGAGGCUUAAUUAGAUAUGCCUAGAAAUUGCUGAAUUAAUAAUAAAUUACUUAUCUAUGA